Closterium sp. NIES-65 is the source of this 930-nucleotide messenger RNA. Lineage: Eukaryota; Viridiplantae; Streptophyta; Zygnematophyceae; Desmidiales; Closteriaceae. The record is from the annotation of a GenBank genome assembly.
AUGGCACGGUGGGGCUGUUAUUCCAUUCCCUAUCCUUCCAACCUUCAACCCCCACCCCUCAUUCCCCUCGCAGGUCUGCUGUCCUGUCUGGCCACCAACCCGUUCAUGCCAGGCCUUCUGGCCAUGGGGUCGUACGAUGGCAGUGUGGGGCUGUACGGGGAUCUGGGCAGGGAGGCCAUGGCAGUGAUGCACGGGCACACAGGAGGGGUCACUCAGGUGGGUGGGAGUGUAGGGUUGGGUGUGUGUGCUGCUUCAAUGUCAGUUGUUGUCCCGUGCACACUCCUCCCCUCUUCCCCCUCCCCCCCAUCCAACCCCCCCUUUUUCUGCACCCCCCUCCUCUGCACGCAUCACGCCAUGCCAGGUGCUCCUUUUCUCGGGAUGGCAACAUCUGAGCCACGUCCAAACCUGAUUUCCUUCUGCACCUCUCUCUCUCCCUCUGCACACACCACGCCAUGGCAGGUGCUCUUUUCUCGGGAUGGCAACUUCCUCUACUCGGGUGCGCGCAAGCAUGCAGCUGAUAGUAUGCAGCGGUGUGUGACAUCCACCAAUCAGCGCAUUGCAUUUGACAUUGACCCCUCCAACCGCCAUCUCGCCACCGGGGGAGAGGACGGUCAGGUGUGGGUGUACGAUCUCGCUUCAGGCUCCAAAAUCGCAGCCUUUCAAGCCGCUCAAGAUACCAUCAAUGGAUUCGCCUUCCACCCCUGCCUGCCGCUAGCUGCCACGUCAUCAGGCCACCGCAGGUUCCACCUGCCGCCGCCCCUCACUCCUGCCAGCCCACCUGAAGCAGACAACUGCUCACCUGAAGCACCCGCCAUUGCACCUGAAGAGGGGCACGUUUCCCCUGAGUGUGCACUGGCAUCACAUCACAAGACAUCAGAUCGGCUCCACAGUGAGUGCUUGCUCGCGACUCAAUCCUUACAUGGUCUUUAA